AACCGCUCUGCCUCUGCGUCUCAAUCAGCUCUCCUUCAUCCAUCUCUCUCUCUCUCUCUCUCUCUCUCUCUGAUCCUCAUCCAUCAGCAGUGCAGGAUCAUGAAUGGUGAUUAAUAAAGAACGCCAGGUCCAGUGGGGAGAGUACGGAGCCGUUAGUAGUGUGUGUGUGUACGUGACCCUGGCCCCGUGAUGAUGAUGAAAGGCCUUUCCAGCAGCCGCAGUCACCACCACAUGGUGGCCUGCGAGCCUUCGUAUGACCCUAUGGGUCACCACGGUGAUCGCAAGCCCUACCUCAUCAGCCAGAUCGAGGCUCCACCUCCUCCUGAUCAUCCGUAUUACUCGUCGCGGAGCUCGUACCAGCCGGAUUGUGUGGUGCCUUACGGGACCUUCCCGCGGCGCCACUACAGCACAAGCCAUGAGCCUAAAGAAGAGUGUGCUGUCGUGCCCUACACGGGUGGAAUGGGGCCUCCGGGAAAAUGCCAACGAGUGCCAGUUAGCCUGCUGGAACAUCUCGAUCGGCAGCUUCCAAUGGCACGGGAUGGCUAUCACACACUGCAGUAUAAACGUGCAGCGGCUGCUGCGGCCGCUUUAGAGCAGCGAAAUGACAGUCCUGGGCGUAUCCGGCACUUGGUGCACUCGGUGCAGAAACUUUUCACCAAGUCGCACUCGUUAGAGGGGCCUCACCACGGUGGACAUGGGCACGGACACAGUAAGAGCAGUAUGAACGGAAGCAAAGCCAGUCCAGACGGAGAGAACACGCCGGCGCCGACACCACGGCAGCGCAAGCGGAGCAAGAGCCGCGAGCGCUGCAAAUCGGCUGAGCCCAAGCAGCGGACACCACCCUCGGGAUACUGGAGCUCGGACGAACUGGAGCGGGACGUCUGCCCUCUGCGCCAUGCCGCGCCAGGCAUCAUGACCGUGGGACGUCACCCGGAGCGGGCGCAGUCUCAGUACUUCCUGGAGGCGUGCGGAGCAGAGCCGACGCUGAAGAAUUCACGCAGCAGCAGCGACGUAGCCAAGUGCACGUCGUGCGCCAUCACGGCACCGGGCACGGAUGUGGCACAGCUGGCGAAGAAGAGCGCAUGGUCGUCCUCUCUCACGGUGAGCAGGGCGCGCCAGGUGUACCAGCAGGCCGCUGUAAAUCUAGAUAAGGCGCUAGUGAAAGCAGAAGCUUGUCAGCAGGAGCGCACAUGCCAAUUCUUGCAGGUGCCUCAGGACGAGUGGGCGGGGUUCCCCAUGGGGAAGGAAGAGGACAUCCCGUGCAGGCGCAUGCGCAGCGGCAGUUACGUUAAAGCCAUGGCCGAGGACGACAGCGGCGACUCGGAUGGAAGCCCCAAACCGUCACCCAAGAUGCAGGCGAGACGAGCCAGCUACCUCAAAGCCACGCAGCCGUCACUCACCGAGAUGACCACGCUCAAUAUUUCUACAGAACACUCCCCGAAGCUGCAGAUCAGGAGUCACAGCUAUCUGCGAGCCGUCAGCGAAGUUUCCAUCAACAGAAGUAUGGAGAGUCUGGAUCCUAAAGCUCUCCUCGCCUCGCCUCAAUACCGCUCGCGCAACGAGAGCUACAUGAGGGCUAUGAGCACCAUUAGCCAGGUGAGCGAGGUGGAGGUGAACGGUCAGAUCGAGGCUGUGUGUGAAAGCGUCUUCAGCGAGAUGAACGCUCAGGCGGUGGACGCUCUGGACUUGCCGGUUCCCGGAUGUUUCCGGAUGCGGAGUCACAGCUACGUACGCGCCAUCGAUCAGGGAUGCUCGCAGGACGAGGACGGACCGUUACUGCCCGCAUCACCGCCACGGACCACCACCACGGUCCGGACCAUUCAGAGCAGCACGGUGUCGUCGUGUAUCACCACCUAUAAGAAGACGCCUCCACCGGUGCCUCCGCGCUCCUCCACCAAGCCCUUCAUCAGCAUCACAGCUCAGAGCAGCACCGAGUCGGCGCAGGACGCCUACAUGGAUGGCCCAAGUCAUCGCCAUGGCGACACGGCACUGCACUCUGCCCUCAGUAACUCCACAGAGAGCAUCGACAGCAUGAAGGCUCUGACGGCCGCCAUCGAGGCGGCGAACGCGCAGGUGCAUGGCCCCGCAAGCCAACACGUCAACUCCAGCAACACCGCCGGCCACGCCUCGCCCCUCCCCCUGCCCCUCCCCCUGCCCCUCCCUGUCCCCAUACAGGUCCCCAUACAGGUCCCUACACUAGAGGAGGCACACAGAGACGCUCUGCGCAAGGGCCGGUGUCUCUCCAUCGGCAUACAGGUGGACGGCCCUGAAGAUCAGGAGGCAGAGGACCAGUCGAAGUUUCAGUCAGUAGGGAUCCAAGUUGAGGAUGAGAGAAGUCAUCGCCGGAUCAUGCGCUCCAACAGCGUGACGGCGGCGGUGCAGGCCGACCUGGACAUGCCCGAUUUCUCACCGACCGAGUCUCCGGACGCCGACGUCACCUUCUCCCGGGACGCCACGGCCUCCACGGUGAGCAUCCAGGGCUCGGGGAACCACUACCACGCCUGCGCCUCGGACGACUACGCCUCUGUGGGCUUCGACCCGUCCGUGCUGCCGCCCCCCGAGCCCUGGGUGGACAGCGGCGUUCCCGAGGACCCGCUCCAGAGCGCACGGAGCCGCUCGGUGUGUCAGCGUGACGGACGCUGGUUCCUCAAACUGCUGCAGGCUGAAGCCGAGCGCAUGGAGGGCUGGUGCAGGCAGAUGGAGCAGGAGGAGCGGCACAACGAGCUUCCCGACGACAUUCUGGGGAAGAUCCGCAGUGCAGUAGGCAGUGCCCAGCUUCUCAUGUCUCAGAAGUUCCUUCAGUUCAGAGAGCUGUGUGAGGAGAACCUGAACCCCAACGCUCACCCGCGACCCGUGGCGCAGGAUCUGGCCGGCUUCUGGGACAUGCUGCAGCUCUCCAUCGAGAACAUCAGCCUGAAGUUCGACGAGCUACACCAGCUCAAGGCAAACAACUGGAGACCCCUCGACCCCCCUGAAAGAAAGGAGAGGAGGUUGCCUCCCCCUGUGCCAAAGAAACCGGUGAAGUGCCAUCCUCCGCUGGCGCGAGAUCGCUCUCUCGAGAGUUCGGAGAAACAGCGGCAGGAGGCUCGCAAACGCUUAAUGGCAGCCAAGAGAGCUGCCUCUGUGCGCCAGAACUCAGCCACCGAGAGCGCAGACAGCAUCGAGAUCUACAUCCCUGAGGCCCAGACCAGACUCUAAACACACACACACACACACACUCACACACACACACUCACUAUACUGCACUCGCGCACAUUACUACUGAAAGCACAAACACGCCAGCCUGGUCUGAUUCAGAGGGAGGAGCGCCAAUACAUAUAAACACACACACACACACACACACACACACACACACACACACACACACACACACACACAUAAAAACACACAACACAUCACAUUACAUUAUGUUGGUUAUCAUCUCAUCUGUUAAAAAUAUGUCACAAUCUUCCAGUGAUAUAAAUUUACUGGCGAACAUAAAACAAGUUCCUCAGUUCCACUAGUGUGGGCGUGGCCUAUCGCUGCUCAGCUGCUUUUCAUCAAUAUGCAUAAAUGCGGUUUUCAUUUUCUAAAGUGACCCAGAAACGCCGUUAACGUCCGCUGUCUUCAACUCUUCGUAUUUUUUAAUUCAAAAAAUAUUCCCAGAGUUUACUUGAAGCCCCUCCGACACGGUUUAACCCCGAACUGCCUCCUGUUCACUACACAUGCUUACUCCGUACAGAGGGUUUAACGUACUAGCAUAGCGCGCUAGAUAUUCAACAGACCUCUGUUUGAGUUUCACAGAUAUACCGUAUGUUGCGUUAAUUAAAAGAACAUAGUCUUUAGUCUCUAAUUAAACAGCACAAAAUUAUUUUGGUGAAAAGUUCAGUGUUAUCAUUAGAUGUAGGUUUAGCAACUGAAAGUAGAUCAUGGGUUCUUAAUCGUUCAAAUCAUUGUUUUUCUUUUUUUUAUAUAAAUAUUAUCAAUAUUUAAAUAUAUUUUACUAUAAUUAUUGUACACAAUUAAAUCCGUUCUGACGUGAACAAUAUUGAAUCACACUGUAUCAUAUAAUACUGUAUCGAAUCAGCUCUGAAUCAGAUCAUUAACUCUUUUAAAUGUUAUACAUCAAAUUAUCGAUUGCAUGUUCCACUCAUGCACACACUUCACUAUUAAACACACACACACACACACACACACACACACACACACACACAGUGCCCUGGCGCUGAACGGAUGGGCGGAGUGUUUGUAUAUAAUCUGUGAUAUACCGUUCCUCUACUGCUACCAGGGAUACCACAGCAGGUCUCUGGGGUUUUUUUAUUUUAUUUUCCUCUCUGAUUUGUCUCUGAACUCUUCCUCACCGUGUAAAAUAUCCCUCUCCAUCUUUCCGACGCCUCACCCGUCUCCUGCUGAAGCCUGGACCGCUUCUAAUCUAAUCUAAUCUAAUCUAAUCUAAUCUAAAGCCCUUGGAACCUUGGACACUCAUCAUCAUACACGUCCCACUCCACCUUCCUGCCUUGGAACAGACGGACCUGCUCGUCCGUAGCACGGCUCAAGUCACGCGCGAGAAAUCGGAUCUGAGGGCGAAGGUCAAGCCAUGACCUCACCUACUUGGAAACGCUGCGUUGGAUUCUCCCACAAAUGUGAAGGUGUUUUAUGGAAUGAUCUGGCCAAAGACAUCUAAACUUCACCCCAAACGUCGUCAGUCAGACAGUUUCAGUGUCUUUAGUUUUUUAGUUGCACUGGAGCUACGACGCUACUCUAGCUAACGUGUCACCAAGAAUCUUUCCCGUGAAUAAAUACCUGUAGUUAACAAACAUUUUAUUAUGCUUUCUAAGCUCCGCCUUCAGGCUUUCGUUUAAGAGGCGGGUCCAAAAGGGCAGAAAGAUACCAAAGGGCUUUUUGAGGACCACACCCGGGUUACUGUGUUGAGCUAGCUAGCGACGUAGGGUUUAGUUAUGUUAAGCUACUGCAGUAAGAGCUUGUUAGUGUAACAGUAGCUGACGAUCGAGCUAGCUAAACAACUUAGCUUUGUUUAAUACACUACCGUAUAGCACUUAUGCUAAGCGGUGGUCGUAUUCAGACUGUAAGGAUUCGCCUCGGAGGCGUGAACUACACACGGGUGAUUUUUUUAAUAAUCUGCACACCCGGAAAAUUGACUUAAUCAGGUGCGUAAACCGAUUCUGAACAGGAUUCUGUGACUUUUGGACUUAAGUCGCCAACUCGCUAAUUUAUACUGCAGUGACGGCUCUAAUUUAUUUCAUAUCAAGCUCGUGCCAGUUAGCUUGUUGUAGCCGAUAGUCUAAAGAGUAGGCUGUGGUUUGAGUGAUCCUGACUGUUAGCUGGAUUAGCCUCAUGUCUGACUGACUACAUUAGCGGUAAGUUAAAUUUUUUCGCCAAAUUCUUCCUUUAACACUUUAAACGAACAGACGGAAACUUCCGGUUCGAGUUCAUUCGCCUUUCUCUCCAUCAUGUGACUUUAUAUUUCUAUAUUUCCAACUGCAUUUUUCCUUAAUUGUAAUGUUUGGGUGAAACGCAGCAGCAGGACAGGGUAUGUUAUGUUAAAAAGCAAUAUUUCAUUCAAAAUCAGCGUUACACUGAUGACGUCGAGGCCUACUGCGUGUAAAAGUUCGGAUUAUUGCUAACGAAAGAAGAUGCCUUCACUAUUCUGUAGCCACUUCUGUUUCCUCUACUGUCGCUUGCUAUUGUAAACGCUUCUCAGUGACCCCGCCCCUCUCGAGGAAAUGUGUUCUCUGUUUCAAACCCUGUGACACGUUUAGAAACAUAUCGUUUAGUGCAUAUUAUACCGAUUUACUUCCUUUUUUUAAUGUAGAAUUCAGAUCUUUUAUGGAUAUAAGCCAAUAGCGGUGCUUAACGUAGCCCCGCCCCCUAAAAAAAGAAACUUUAUCAAGUGUUUAAAUGAGAUGAAAACUAUAAAGCGCAAACUUUUCAUCGGUCAAGUUAAGUUCGUCCUUCUUAUAGCCUACUACCGUGUUUAGUCUUUUUUUUUUUUUUUUUAAAUGUACACUGUAUUGUCGCCCAUUGGGGGAGUGGCUCUUGGUCAUGUGACUCAGUUUGUCCAAUCCUGCCAGGUGGGCCGGACUUAUCUCAGGACGAAAUGUAGACGCAGUGGGCGCAGCAAAAUCAGGGUCUCCCAGUGGUCGUGUUCUGUGUUUCUUGAAUGUGUGUGUGUGUGAAAGGAUGCGUGAUGCGUAUGUUUUAUUGCGUGUACGUCUCGAAAAGUGCUUCCUAACUUCGUUUCUGUUCGGAUGAAGUCGAGUAGCCUCCUAAAUCUGUGCACACGACCCUUAUUUUAGUCCGUAGUGUUUGUACAGGAACUUUACGACGACACGCAUGCAGACCUGUUACCAUAGAAACACUGUAUAUCCUAUUUGUACUUUAAAUUCAUGUAUGUAUUUAUUUACUUAUUUAUUUACCUUUUUAAUGUAUUUAUUUAUUGUUGACUUUCUUUUUGUACGGUUUGGAUUCUGUUCAGUGAUCGGUCAUGCUCCCUUCAUUUCGUGACUAUGUUGUACUGUAUGUAUAGACAUGAUGUGUGCAGACAGACGACAAACACACAAUAAAUUCUGCAAACUUUUCUUCCUCUCGCCGUCUGUGCGGUGACUCACGCCAUACACGCUUACAUCACUGAUGUGGAGGAAAGUGUUUAUCUAUAGCACCUGCUCAUUCCCUCAUCUACAGUGCCCUCCACUAAUAUUGGCACCCUUGGUAAAUAUGAGCAAAGAAAGCUUUGGAAAAAUUGUCCUUAUGGAUUAUCAAACAAUCGAAAACAAACACAGGUUUAUCAAAAAAAAUAUAUAUACAUUUGUUAAAUAUAGGUGUGCAACAAUUAUUGGCACCCCUAUGAAUUCAAGACAAUUUUUCACAGCUUUCUUUGCUCAUAUUUACCAAGGGUGCCAAUAUUUGUCGAGGGCACUGUAUAAAGCUUUGCAAUUUCAUCUGCUUGGUUCUUAGGGAUUUAGUCUUUAGCUUUUAGAGCUUUAUGAUGUUUCCUGUAAAGCUUCCUGAUGCCAUUUGCUUGUUCCCUAGCUGCUUGGCCACUGGCUUUUAAAACUUGCUGAUAUUAUCUGCUAGGUCUAACCCCUCAGCCCCUAACUCCUCAACCCUUCAUUGUUCAGCCCCUAACUACCCGACCUAUAAUUGCUUCCUAAGAUCUUCCUAAGAUGCCUAAUGUCACCUGCUUGAUCACAAACAGCUGAAAGCUAGUGUCUUCUACCCAGGUCCUAACUUUCAUUGUUGAUGUUAGCUUCCUGAAAUGAUGCGCUCUGUCAAAAACGUCCUGUUCUAACCUGCUUGGGCCGUAGCUGCCUUAUCCUUAGCUGCUUAUUCCCUAGUUGCUUGGUCACCAGUUUCCAAAGCCAGCUGAUUUUCUUUUCUCAUCUGGGUGUCAUUAACGCUCAUUAAAGUACUGAAGACCCGCUUUCUCAGAGCCUGUACAGGACACAGCUGCAAUUCUGACUUCAGACACCAGAGGGAGCGUCGCUGAGCUCGAGUUCCCUGUAGAGCCUCAUGCCUUCUCUAAAAGCCUAGUGGACUGUGGAGUUUUUAUUGCUUUAUCAGAACUGAUUACUGACACAAUUAUCAAGAACAGCAAUUUCAGAUAAAUAAAAAAAAAAUCUUUUUAUUAGCUUCUUAAGGGGGACAUAAUUGGAACCUUUAAAAAAAAAAAACUUCUAUUAGAUUCUGACUCGGAAAUUUUAGGGGUUCUGAAGGA
Molecule: messenger RNA, 7714 nt
Organism: Ictalurus punctatus (channel catfish)
Lineage: Eukaryota; Metazoa; Chordata; Actinopteri; Siluriformes; Ictaluridae
Gene: dlgap1a
Product: discs, large (Drosophila) homolog-associated protein 1a
Exons: 11
Coding region: 190-3198 (1002 amino acids)
Biological process (GO): signaling
Cellular component (GO): postsynaptic specialization; glutamatergic synapse
Molecular function (GO): molecular adaptor activity
Source: RefSeq, a predicted model, not a curated record